AUGCAAUUCUUAUCGAACCAACAAUCUACGAAAUCGCGCUCAAACAUGGCUUCAUCUGACUCUUGGUUGAGCAUACGGCAUCUACCAGCAAUUUUAAUGACCCGAACAUCGUUCAAAGUCAAUGAAGAGCAUUUGUACAACUUAGCAAUCAAAGCACGAUUGGAAAAUCGCGAAUGCGGAUAUCUAUCGCGGCGUGGUGGCCAGGAUCCGUCGUCUUCGGCGAAUAAAUGGCAAUUGAAAUGGUUUGUUCUCUAUCAAAAUUUGUUAUUCUACUACGAAAAUGUGAACUCAUCGAAACCGCAGGGUGUUUAUUUCCUUGAAAGUUGUUAUUCAUCCCGUUCAACAGCUAAGAACAGCAAAGAUGGAGAAAAAUUAAAUUGUUUUUCAAUAUCUUACACACGCGAUGGCCGAAAUGCCAUUGAAUUUGCAGCGGAAUCGGAAAGUGAUUGUCAAGUAUGGAUUGAAUGCAUUCAAUCAUGCAGUUACAAUCGUUUGCUGUCUGUGAAAGAAGAAAUCGAACAGAAAUAUCUUCAUCUCUCUCAAGUUUACGAAAGUGAAGCAAAAACGAAAUAUCAAUAUUUACAACAAGUCGAAGAAUUGUCAGCUGAAGUUCGAGAAUUACGUCGCGAAUUAUCACGAUAUCGCCGACAACAUCAUUUAUUACGAACGAAAAGCAUCGCUGAGGAAGACUCUGCCGAAAUUCGAAAAAUCAAAAAAGUUCAAAGUCUGUGCCGAGGUUGGCUAUACAGACAACGUUGGAAACGAAUAGUCGAAGAAUAUAUCCGGUCUCCUCAUGCAGAAUUAAUGCGUAAGCGCAAUAAUAUUAUUUUUAAUUUGGUUGAAAGCGAGCGAGAAUAUGUGCAUCAACUGGAAAUUCUUGUGGCCAAUUAUGUGCGGCCGUUUCGGAUGGCGGCAAGUUCAAAAAAGCCGCCAAUAACACAUGAAGAUGUUAAUUCUAUUUUUCUAAAUACUGAAAUCAUCCUUUUCCUCCAUCAGAUAUUCUAUAAAGGUUUAUCGAAGAAACUCGAAAACUGGCCGACAUUCUACACCGGUGACCUAUUCGAUAUGUUCAUAUCCAUGUUGCAUAUUUACUUAGAAUACGUUCGAAAUCAUCAUUAUAGCUUGCAGUGCUUAGUCGAAUGUAAAUUGAGUAACCCAGAUUUUAACAAAUUCCUUGAACGAUGUGAACAAAAAGCGGCGUGCGAAGGUUUAACACUGGACAUAUUACUUGUUCUACCAAUGAAUCGGAUACCGUAUUAUAUUGUAACAUUAGCCAAUUGUUUAUCGCACACACCGCACGCACAUGUCGAAAGAGAAAGGUUAGAACAGACGAAAUCGAAAUUAGAAGAAUUAUCGAAAAUUAUGCAUGAUGAAGUCUCAGAAACGGAACAUAUUCGAGCAAAUUUAGCUAUCGAACGAUCGAUUGCGGAGGGUUGCGAUGUUCUACUAGAUGUGAACCAAGUACUAUGUCGGCAAGAUAGUCUUAUCUUAUGGGCCGGUGAUCGAAAUAAAUCAAGCAUAGGACAACGAUUUACGACACGAGAUCUCCGCCGAAACGAAAGUGUUGUUCAAUGUUACCUGUUUUCCAAUCAUUUAGUUGUUACAAGUCGAGCAUCGAGUGGAAAACUACACCUUGUCAAAGGUUGCGGAGUUAUUCCAUUAGCCGAUGUGACACUUGUCGAAGAUAUUGCCACUGAUCCUCAGCAUAUGCUUGCUGCAGUUACGGAAGAAGACAGCGCUGAUGAUACAAAUUCGAAUGUAACAGAUAAUAAAACUGGCGAGAUUGACAUAAGUUUCGCUCGUUUAUUUCGUUUGAUUGUUGAAUCACGUGACCAAACGCCAUACACAGCAACAUUCGUUGCUAAUGAUGAAAAACAUAAAUCCGAAUGGUGUGCUGACAUAGCACAGUGCUUGCAAAAUCUUCGUUAUACAGAAUUAGUUACUGGAACAUUUCGAAAUGAAUCGUCCGUUAUGUCACCGGAAUCUGUCAAAUCUGAUCUGAAACUGUACAAAGAUGAUUCAGAAAUCAAGUAUUCCAAAACACUGGAUUCAUGUAAAAUACCACAAAUUCGUCAUGCAACUGUGGAACGAUUGCUGGAGCGUUUAACUGACCUACGUUUUCUCUCCAUUGAUUUUCUCAAUACAUUCUUAUUAACUUAUCGUUUGUAUACUGAUGCUUACACCGUGAUGGAAACCUUAACUCGUGUCUACAAAUCCUCGCCACAUACGUCAUUAGACCAUACAAAUGAUACAGAUGGAACAAAUUCUCAUUCGAAUCACAAAACAGACGAGCAGCACAAAGAUAAGUUACUGUUAAUUAAUGAACAUGAUAAUGAAUUAAAUCGACGUGUCUCGGAAGGUGUCCAUUCGCUACCGGUCGAUAACUCAACUCAACAAGAACGAGAUCUAAGAAGGCAUUCACACAUUGGAACAUUCCGUCGAGCAUUAAGUAUCGAUCAAAACGAAGCAAUUACCACGACGAAGUGCAUGGAGAAAAAAGUUUCAAUCAAAUUCACGGAAAUCAAUAUUCUACCGACAACUCCAUCUGUUGAUAUCUCCGCAUCGGCUGAUCAAUUACAUACAUCUCUAGCUCCCCUCGCUUCGUCGGAGACAUUCUCGGAUGUUGUGUCUUUAAAUCUUGAUGAGCAAUCCAACAAAGAGCAAGGCACAUUGAAUUCUGGGAAAAAAAAUAUUAAGAUCAAUGAUUUCGAUUCAUUGGAAAUGCUCUUCGAUUUUCCAUCGUUGGAUUUAUCAAUUGAUUCCCAAAAAGAUAUUGCACAGCCAGUCGAAACAGGUUCUCGUAUACGAUUCUCUGCAAAUACACAGAUAAUCAAUAUAAGCAAAGUAAAUCAUCUUCCGAUCUCCUCAUUUUCGCUAUUUGUAUAUAUUCAUUCACAGGAAGAUAAAAACUCGCUUCGAAUCGAAAAGAGCGACAGUCCACCGAUACAGAAAUCACAGCAACGCUUACGAUUAGAUUCACAAACAAAUCAAAAUGUAUCACAGAAUGUUCAAUGGCUAUCCAAACGAUUGAGUGAAGUUCUCUCGUCUCCGAGACAAAGUAUUCGAAACGCAGCCGAAUCUUCAUUGAAAAAGGUUCUACCGGGUGUUGUCGUCACGUCAUCUCGAUCAUCUCGUCGACGAAUAAGUUCAGCAGCAGCAACGCAAGCAUUCGCUGUUGCCACAUCUGGCGAGUCUCCGAAAGGGAUGAGGCAAGAACGAUUAUCAAGUAAUCCAGGUGGUGGAUCUGUUUCAACCCAAGCAACUGCAACUAGCAACAAUUCAAUGCCGUUGAGUUCGAAAGAACAAAGAGCAAAUGAAUACAUUAUUGUUAAUACAGCUUCGACAAUGCGUGUGCUUAAUGUUCUACGACAUUGGUUAACUAAGCAUCCGUUGGACUUUCAUACUAAUCCUAAAUUGAAAGAGAUGGUUUUGGAGCUUUUACAAGAUAUGCUGUUAAAUGACCAUUUAAUUGCUGCUGAACACAAAGCAGCAGUUGCCAUUAUAAAAAAAAUCGAAACGUCAGAAAUCGAUGAUCAAAACGAGCAAUUACAAAUACUUUUAAAUCCCACCCAAACCUCAAAUGCCACGUUUGAACAUAUUGCUGUUUCGGAUCUUGCUGAACAAAUGACAUUAAUCGAUCAUAAACUUUUCUGUGCACUAGGCAGCGAAGAAUUGCUACUAUUGGGUUGGAUGAAACCUGGACGAGAUGAUUUAGCACCGAAUGUUGCUCUUGUAUCUAAGCGAUUCAACGAAAUGUGCCGCCUUGUGAUCACCGAAAUUCUAACACAAGCAACUGUGAAUGAUCGAGUACAAUGCAUUGAAAAAUGGAGUACGGUUGCUGACAUAUGUCGAUAUUUACGAAAUUUCAACGGUGUUCUUCAAAUCAUGGCCGCAUUUGUUAACAGUUCAGUUUAUCGUUUAAAAACUACUUGGGAUCGAAUAUCCAAACAGCACAAACAAGUGAUUAAUAAGUUACAAGCUUUAGUUCAUUCCGAUGGAAAAUUUAAAAACCUACGCGAUACUUUAACUAAAGUGGAUCCACCGUGUGUUCCAUACCUUGGUUUAUACUUGUCGGAUUUAACAUUCGUGGAGGAAAGUUCUCAAGAUAUAUCCGAAACACAUUUGAUCAAUUUUUCCAAAAUGCGAAUGAAAACACAUAUCAUCAGCGAAAUUCAUCGUUUUCAAUCGACUGCAUACAAAAUCAAGCACAAUCCACGUGUGUGUUCCUAUUUAUUAAACAAAUCGAACGUGUUAAGUGAAGAUCAAUGUUAUAUUCUUUCAUUGAAACUCGAACCUCGUGCAUCCCGUGCCGGAUUAACUAAUUUAGGCGUAUAA
Messenger RNA from Adineta ricciae, 4335 nucleotides. The record is from the annotation of a GenBank genome assembly. Lineage: Eukaryota; Metazoa; Rotifera; Eurotatoria; Adinetida; Adinetidae.